Anisakis simplex (herring worm) is the source of this 231-nucleotide messenger RNA. The record is from the annotation of a GenBank genome assembly. NCBI's taxonomy places the organism in Eukaryota, Metazoa, Nematoda, Chromadorea, Rhabditida, Anisakidae.
AUGGUUUCCCAAUCCACUUCAGUCGCAGUCUUCUUCCUGAUUGUUGGUAUUCUGAUAAGCUCAGGUGGAUGGGGUGGAUCAUCAGAUGCUGGUUGGAGCAGCUCAGCGAAAGGAAGUUUUGGAGGAUCAUCAGGAAGUGGCUGGGGCGCAAAUCUGCCAAAGCCUAGUUCAUCAAACAAGAACGCUGACCAGAAAAUGCAAAUUACAGGCUGGAUUACAGUGCCGCAGUGA